AUGGGCGACAAGUAUGCCACUCUCCAGCGGGCCCAGCUGCAUCUGGAUUUCAUCCACGCCAACUCCACCACGCACAGUUUCCUUUUUGGAGCGCUGGCUGAAUUGCUGGACAAUGCAAGAGAUGCAGGGGCUGCAAGACUUGAUGUGUUUUCAGUGGAUAAUGAAAAACUGCAGGGUGGAUUCAUGUUGUGCUUCCUGGAUGAUGGAUGUGGUAUGAGCCCUGAGGAGGCUUCAGAUAUCAUUUACUUUGGAACAUCUAAGAAACGGUCAUCAACCUUGAAGUUUAUUGGACAAUAUGGUAAUGGUCUUAAAAGUGGAUCCAUGAGGAUUGGAAAAGACUUUAUUCUUUUUACAAAGAAGGAAGAAACGAUGACCUGUGUGUUUUUUUCUCAGACAUUUUGUGAAAGAGAAGGUCUUAGUGAGGUUGUGGUUCCAAUACCUUCAUGGUUAACAAGAACCAGAGAAUCUGUUACAGAUGAUCCUCAAAAAUUCUCAACAGAGUUGUCUAUAAUUUUUAAGUACUCUCCAUUUAGAAAUGAAGCUGAAUUGAUGCAGCAGUUUGAUAUGAUCUACGGGAAAUGUGGUACUUUGCUGGUUAUUUAUAACUUGAAGCUUUUGCUUAGCGGAGAGCCAGAGUUGGAUGUUAAGACUGACAAGGAAGAUAUGCUGAUGGCUGGGGCUCUUGAGGAUUUUCCAGAGAGAUGGUCAUUCAGAGCCUACACAUCUGUUCUGUAUUUUGAACCUUGGAUGAGAAUAUUCAUUCAGGCCAAAAGAGUUCAAACAAAACACCUAUGUUAUUGCCUCUACAGACCCAGAAAGUAUCUGUAUGUCACGUCUUCUUUUAAAGGAGCAUUUAAAAAUGAAGUUGAAAAGGCAGAAGAAGCAGUAAAGAUUGCUGAACGUGUAUUGAAACAAGCACAAAUCACAGUAAACCAGCCUGACAGAACUUCUUUGUCUUCUGCCAAGGAUGUAUUACAGAAAGCUUUGGAAGAUGUUGAAGCAAAGCAUACGAUUCUUAAAGUGAAACAGAGAGAAUUAAAAAAAGCAAGGACUCUCUGCCUGUUCUUUGGAGUGAACAUAGAAAAUCGAAGCCAAGCUGGGAUGUUCAUUUACAGUAAUAACCGCCUGAUCAAAAUGCAUGAGAAAGUGGGCCCACAGUUGAAACUGAAGUCCUUACUUGGUGCAGGCGUGGUUGGAAUUGUUAAUAUACCCUUGGAGAUCAUGGAGCCAUCCCAUAAUAAGCAGGAAUUUCUCAAUGUCCAAGAGUAUAAUCAUCUGCUGAGAGUCAUGGGGCAAUACUUGGUGCAGUACUGUAAGGACACCGGGAUCAGUAAUAGAAAUCUAACACGGUUUUGGAAUGAAUUUGGAUACCAGAAUAACAAGGAUGUAGAGAAAUCUUUAGAUUCUAUUCAGUAUCAAAGAAGACAAGCCAUGGCCAUACCAUUCAUCAUUCAGUGUGAUCUUUGCCUUAAAUGGAGAGUCUUGCCUUCUUCUAUCAAUUAUCAGGAAAAAGAAUUUUUUGAUCUCUGGAUUUGUGCAAAUAAUCCUAACAUCUUGGAAAACAGUUGUCAUCAGGCAGAAAGCCUACCUUCCAUCCCCCUGGGCACCAUGAGCAGAACGUCACCAUCAAAAAAUGAGAAAGAGAAACAACUUCGAGAGGCAGUCCAAAGGUACCACAAUCGACUGGCAGAACAGCAGCCACAGCCUCAGUUUAUACCAACAAGAAGAAUCAUGGAGUUCACUACUACCUGCCGAACUUCAGCAUCUAAGGAAAAUACAAAAACGGAGAAAGUCAGGCCUUGGGGCCAGGACUUGAAGCAGGAGUCUCUUGCAUCCUUUGAGCUUUCUGUCAGCCACAGAGGCCAGAAAAAAAACACAGAAGGGACAGACUCUGAGGUGGAGUACAUUGCAGAAGCUAACAUUAUGAAGAAGUCUAUGCAGAAGAAAGCAAAACCUCAACAGCAGAGACAUCCAGCAGCCCUGCCAGAAAACGUCAGACUAGCCAAGAGAUCCCAGGUGUGGCAAAUAUCAGCACAUCAGCACAGUGUGUGGAGAGUUCAACCAACUGAAGGGUGUGUAACUUUGGCUCAGGUCUCUUCUAGGGAGAUGAGUAGGAAGCAGAGCGAAAAUCUUGUGCCAGAACGUAAGGCUUUGACCGAAGUUGAAACCAGCGACAGCGAUCCAGAUGUAAUCCUGGUUUUAGAUAAAAGUGGCACUGAUCUUUCAUUGAAACAAGAAAAAAAGGAAGUUUCCCUUAUGAAAAAAGAAAAACAGGAGCUGUGUAGUGAUACUCCAGAAAUGAAGAGAAACUCUUCAUUACCUAAUCGGGAAAGCUUGUUUUUGCGCAGUGCACUGAUGGAAGAUUUAAGUCCACGUUCUGGAGACAGUGCCAGCUUUUCUGUGUAUAGUGGUUGUGGAGUUACUUCUUCACUGACAAAGUCUUCUCAAAGCACAUAUGUCAAAGAAACAGUAAGAAAACUGACGUCCAAUUUAAGGGAGAUUCUUCUGUAUUUUUUUUCUGAGCAUCGGCUACCAUCAGAAUUUGGCUACACAUCUGUGGAGGAACUCAUGGCAAGUUUUGAGCUGGAGCAGUGCCCAGAGCAGACAAACAAAAAGCUGAGAAUGGGCUUCAGCCAGAUCCAGCAUGUUUACAUGGUCCAAUAUGAAAGAGAACUAAAGAGGAAAAUACAGUCCAUUAUCUACGAAGCAAAUACAAGAGGAGUGGUUAAUGAAAUAUCUCUGGGACAAUGUGAAGCAAAAAGAAAAGUUACUGAAGACAAACUGAAUAAUCUUCGGGUAAAACUGGCAAUAUUGUUGCAGAAACUUCAGCUGGGCGGUCCAGCAGGAGACCUGGAGCAGAUUGACAGUUAUUUAGAAGCUUUGCUUAAAGAAGAUAAUCCCCUUUUUCAGAACGCUUUGAAUAAAGUGACUACAGAUACAGGACACAGUCUCCCUUUAGAAAAACACUGA
Lynx canadensis (Canada lynx) is the source of this 2970-nucleotide messenger RNA. It is a transcript of the gene MORC1, whose product is annotated as MORC family CW-type zinc finger 1. Gene Ontology annotation, molecular function: zinc ion binding. NCBI's taxonomy places the organism in Eukaryota, Metazoa, Chordata, Mammalia, Carnivora, Felidae. Gene Ontology annotation, cellular component: nucleus. The transcript is spliced from 29 exons. The record is from RefSeq and is a predicted model, not a curated record. The coding region runs from base 1 to 2970 and encodes 989 amino acids.